This is a messenger RNA of Caenorhabditis auriculariae, 13379 nucleotides long. The record is from the annotation of a GenBank genome assembly. Lineage: Eukaryota; Metazoa; Nematoda; Chromadorea; Rhabditida; Rhabditidae.
AUGGGCUUCCAAAAAUCUUUUGGUUCUCGCACCCUCGCAAGUUCGGCCCCGGAUCGCGUUCUUGGCAAGUUUUUUUGUUUUGUUUAAAAAAAUGUAUUGGAAACAUGUUUUUGCACAGUUUUUUUGAACAUCCUCGAGAAUUAUAGCUGAUUCCUCGAAUUUUUUUCUGUUUUUUUCAUGUUUUUUUAAAUUUUUAAAUUGAAGUCAAUUCUUAACUUCAUUUAUUCCUUUUUUUCUGCGCACGCGUGUUUACUCAUCCGUGCGCACGGAUGAGUAAUUUUCAAAAAGGAAUUUAAUUAUGAUUACUCGUUUUUCAUUUUGAGACUUUUCAUGAGAGAAUUGGCUUCAAGAAAGGAAGAAAAAAACGCAAACAAUUUUCUAAUGACAAGCGUUAGCUAUAUUUGAAUGGUAUUUUUUUUCCAGAUUAAGGUGUUUAAAUAUUAUUUUUUUAUUUGGGAAAAAAAUAAAAAAACUUCAGCGAAAAAGUUACAAACAUAUAUUUUUGUCCUGGAUUGAUUGAAGCAAGGAUCGAGCAUGAGACUGCUAUCUAUGGUUUUUAAAAGUUUCUACAAAAGAUUCUGUAAGGAAAUUUCGGCAUAAUGAGGAAGCAACUCUUUUUUCUCUCCACUUUUACACCGAAUUCGUCAUUUUCUCAAUACGGGUAAUUUUCAGAGAAGGAGAAAAAAAAAUUUGCAGGAGUAGAUAUUAAAUUGGCAUUUUGAGAAUUUUCCGCUCUUUUUUUUCACUAUCCAUUAAAAUUUUUCUUUCUUUCAAUGUCAAGAAGAUGUAUUUUUUUUCUCUAAAUUUUAUUUUCUCCGAGUUAUAUCAUCGUUAUUUAGUCGCGUGUGUUCGAACCAUCACGGUCUCAUCCGCAAAUAUGGUCUCGACCUCUGCAGACGUUGCUUCCGCGAACAAGCCAAGGAUAUUGGAUUCAAGAAGGUUCUAACAUUAUCUUAUAAAUUCUCUAUUUGUCUCAACUCACAAAAAUUGCAUUUUCCAUCGAGGAAUUUGACUUCGGCCGUAAGAGUCAUUGUAAAACUAGCUCGGUAUAUCGCUGCAGGAACCUUUUUUUUUAACGGCUACCGGUGUCCUAAUUUAUGGAAUUCAUUUUAAAUCGAAAUUUGCCUAUUUCAAAAUCAUUUUAAAAUUGCUGAAAUAACUUAAAACACAGCAAGGGUUUUUUUUUUGGUCAACUUCUCGCCACACUGCUCCUAAAGAAAUGCAAAAUUUUCUGUCAUCCCAUGUAAUUUUUUCGUCCUGCUGCUUGAGACUGUUAGAAAAAUUAGAAAAAAAAAGUUUUUUAUUUUUGCUAUUGCAAUGGAUUCGCGACUUACGCGCGAACUCGAAAUUUUGGUUAUGCCGUUUUCAAAGUAAUUUCGGCUAUUUCAAAAUAGACGCGAUAUUCGUUUGGAAUGAUUUCGGGAAAUAGGCAGAAUUGGUAUUCCGGGAAGGCGCGAAAAAAGUGAGUCCUACAACGAUUAUCCUCGCAUGCUGAGCAGGUGUCUCAACGGGUGUACCCGUGUUUCUGAGGUUAUAUUAGUCUCAGUUGGGCUAAAACGAGGGACCAACGGGUGUAAGAAAAAUAUGUAACCCAGCUGUGCUAAAGCGGGGUCUCAGUUGGGCAAAAUUUCUACCAACUGUGCUUAUACGGGUUUUAAACGGGGGCACUCGCUGAGACCCUGUGUUAGAACGGCUGGGUUGCCCUGCUCAGCAUUCGAGUCGUUUGAUAAGCAUUUUUACGGUGAGUUUUACGCGCGAAUUCGAAGUUUCCGUAGACAGUGCCCAAAUAAUUUCAAAAUUUUGAGUUCCCGCGAAGAAAUUACAGUAAAAAUGCAUAUUGAAAGAUAUAUCGUUGUAGGACUCAUUUAUUCCGCGCGUUCCCGGAAUAGCGAUUCUGCUUAUUUCCUGAAAUCAUUUUAAACGAAUAACGCAUCCAUUUUGAAAUCGCCGAAAUUACUUUGAACACAUCAUUAGUAAAUGCACAAAUAACCGAAGUUAGAAAUUUCGUGCGUCGUCAUCUUGUUGUAGAGUUCAAAUUUUUCACGGCUUCUCAGGCGGUAGUGGGGGACGCGGCGGAAUUCUGUCUCCAGUUUUUGUCUUCAAGCGGAAACCCCUUUUUCAAAUGCGUUAUUUUUAUUUUUAUAAUACUUAUGCCGCGUUCAAAGCUAAUUUACGCAAAAAAUGGUCAAAAGCACGAGUCAAAACUCAGCGGAUUCCCGUGAUUGGAUGGCUUCAUCUUUUUGGCAAAUGAAGUCCAAUAUCUUUUUUUUUUCGAAAUGGGCGUAGUCGACCGAUCACUAUGGGAAUGUACCGCGUUUCACUGCAAUUCGGCUCGUGCUUUUGAACAAGAAAAACUGUUAUACAACGCCUCAAAAUAACUUUGAAGGUGGCGUUAUUUAUUAUACCAUGCACAUUAAGUUCUUGUAGAAAAUGCCCAAAUUUUAUGCCGUGUUCAAAGUAUAUCGGCCGAGAAAUUCAAAAUUAUCUCUGACUCUCCGAACUCUAUAGUCUGUUCAGAUUUUGAAUGUCAAGUAGCUAACUCCACCCCCAAGGUUACACCAUCUUUCGCGUCAAUGUUUUAUCUUCAUAUGCCAAUGGCCCUUUAAUAAGGUUGCUUUUUUGACUUCUUUUUCUAUCUUUUAGAUCGAAAAAGAUCAAAAUUAGUCCCGCGCGAUGAAACAUCGACGCGAAAAGGUACCGUCUCAGCAGGGGCGGAGUUAGCUGGUUGACAUUCAAAAUCUGAACAGACUAUAUUUAUAUUUUUCUCUCUCUACCUGACGGCUAUUUUGAGUUUCGCGAAAUCACUUCGAAAACGGCACUCAAGUUCGCACGUAGAAGUUACAGUAAAAGUUCAUAUGUUGCUAUAUAUCGUUGUAGGACUUUUUUUUUUCUACGUCCUCCAAUUCCGAUUUCCCCCGUUUCCCGAAAUCAUAUAAUACAAUAUGUAAAACGGAAAAGUUUCUUUAGGGAUCCUCAAAGGAUUUUGAGCGGAAGCUAAAAAGGUUUCUCUAAAAGUUCCUAAAUUGAUUUAAAAAGUUUUGAGCUUCUUUUUAUAGCCUCAGCGGAUCUUUUUUUAAUCUGCUCGAAUCUUUUUUGUUAAAUGAUGUGAAAAAGAUGCAAUAAAGAAAUGAAAUGAUAUAAAAAAGAUCUGCUGGGGACCCUUUUAAGGUCUUUUUUUUUUUUAAGCUUUUGUGUUUUACCGGAGACGAAUAACGCGUCAAUUUUGAAAUCUCUCAAAAGAUCGCCGAAAUCACUUAGAACAUGGCAUUCAAAUCAAUCUAAUCAUUUAUUUUAUUGUUUUAGUCAGAUAUAAUCGACUAGGCGGUGAACACGAACUUUUAAAGGCACAUGGGCAGUAAAAAAAAAAACGGGGUUUCAGGUGAAAGAAGUAUCUUGUACAGUUUUCUUUGCGAAUCGAACUAUGCCUUUAAAGGUAUAACGAACAAUCUCCCUUGGUGAACUAGAAGUCCUAGCGUGUAGCCGAAAGAGUUGAAAGCAUGGUCUUGUUGUAGCUGGAGCCCGGAGACCGUGCUCUAGGUGGAAUUCUCAGAAUGAGAGCGACCACUUCGAGUGAGGAUUUUACACAGAAUGCAAAAAGCAUUAAUUUGAUCCGUUAUAAUUUUUUUAAACUCACGACUUAUAAAAUCUGCCUUUUUUCACUUUCUUAUUAUAAGGUUAUACGAACAAAAAAAAAGCCCGAAAUCGCACGAAAUAAUUUCAAACGAGUAAAAAAUGAGAAAAAUAAUAUUCCAAACAAUUUCCAUGAUAUUUAUUUUUAUUCAUUUUCUUAAAAACAAAAAACAAGAAAAUAUAAAACAACAGUGAGUAAAAUUGGAAAAUGGCUAUUUUGAAUUUCGCGGAACCCCUCUGAACACGGCAUUGUAGCCCGUUCACGGCUGGCUUGGGACAGCGAACGGGCGGUUUAAUUUUGGCGGCGAAGGUAGAUCAUGGCGACAAUCUAUGCGCCUUCCAUAAGAGCCACAUUUUAUGACUUAUUUAUUUUUUUCUCUUAUUAUUCGUCGAUUUAAGAAAAAUCUAAAAAAAUCAAUUAAAUGAAUUUAAAAAUAAUAUAAAUUCAACAGAAACAGAAAUAAUUCACCAAAUGAGGCUCUUAUUAAAUGCUCAUGUAUGACCGCCAUGAUCUACCAUCGCCGCGCAAGUUAAACCGCCCGUUCGCUGUCCCAAGCCAGCCGUGAACGGGCUAUAUUUUGGACUAUCCUAAUUUUAGUUAUCUUUCUCACUGUCUGGCGGUUAUUUCGAGUUUCUCAAAAUGAUUCUCAACACGGCAUAAUACUUUUUGAUUUUCAGCUCGACUGAUUGGUUCCUCGUCUUCUGGUGUGACAACGCUUGUUCAUUGUUUUUAACGCAAUCAAUAAAUUGUUAUUUUUGAUCAGCUUUCUGAACAAAAAAGUGUUAUUUCUCAUAAUUAUUUUUCAAUAAAGGGAUGAAUUUUAAAGCUGACGUUCUCAAACUUAGAAUGGAUCCAGCGGAGGCUGGAGAUUGGUUGUCGACACGUCCUCAUCAGCUGAUAUUUUUAACUGGGUUGGAUCCUUCGAAUAAACACCAACAUGGUCUCGUGGUUAACGCAUUCCGGUUGGAUAAGUAGCAAAAAGAAUUUUUCAAGAAUUUUAUUAGAGCGAGAACGCCGGAAAAGCCUCCUUUGAACUUGCGAAUUAUCAGUGGCGAACUGGAUAUAGCUGAGAAAACAGAAAAGUCUUUGUCCGGUGCAGGUUUCGUUGAAAGGAUGGAGCAUAUAAGUUAUUUUUCUCAGGCAUAUUACGACGAGAGUGGCCUUUAAAAUAUCUCGAAAAUAUUCCUGCUCUCAUCGUUCUGUUCGUCGAUCUUGAGUGGGAUCAUCCGUCCUGGCAGGAGAAAAAAACUGAGGCAGAAAGUAAAGUUGCGAGUAUUCGUGCUUCUUCUCGACAAGGAACCCGUAUCGCUCUCGUUAUGCUCCAAGACAGGUUCUCUUCACUUGAUUCGCAAGCUUGGGGGAUGAAAACGUUCUAGAGCGACUCCAACAACUUCAGACGACAACCUUGCGGCUGAUAGAGCCCACGAAAUAUGUCAAAUAUGUUCUCUUAACCCAAAACAACUCUUCGUUUUACCUCUGCUUGGCGAAAUAUCGGUUCACUUUGUUAGUUUUCCUGGUAAAACUUCUUCAGGUAUAUGUAUCAAAAUUGGAAUCGGCUUUCCAUGAGCUGGCCCAAGGCUUUUACCAGCAGAAGUUGAAAGUAAGAUGAAGAAUCUUCUGAGGGAAAACCAGGAUAUCAGAGUAUUCGGGCUCGUUCAAUACCAAACAAUUCGCCUUCUCUGAUAGUGCGGCAGUUGUUCAAACUGGCGUUCAUUUCCGAAUUGCGACAAGACACGCAUUCUGCCCUACGGUAUUGUCUCCGAAAAUUGUCCACUCAAACUUGUGUAGGAACUACCGAUUGGCCUACGACCAGUGCAAAGACCAUAUGGAAACGUGGGACGCCGGAGACGUUUAUGAAUGGCGAAGUGUCGUCGGUCUUCUGAAUUACAAAGUUCGCUCAGUUUUUUGAUUGAAAUUAAUGGGCGAUUUUUUGAGAUGUGUGAAUUGUGUUUUCUCCAUAGUACGGCCUUGGAAGCGAUCAAUCAGAUGCGGAGGCAUCAGUCGAUUUUUUUCUCUUCAGCUCCUGGAACUUACCCAACUCCUCAGCUGUCCCUCAUCGAACUUCUUCUUUGGAAAGCUAAGCAGGUUCAAGCGUCUUCCUCUCUUUUCUGGAGAUAUAUCCUAUUUUCAGUGUUGGUACUUUGCCCACUUGUUCGAGCAGGCCGUUUUGGGCGGAUUAUCUGCUCUGGCGACUUUGAAUCCAGGAACUCAUCUCGACCAGGCGGCCAACAUUUAUUCUGCAGCAAACAAGGAGAUCUCUUUGGUCAAGCAAGGUUUUCUUUUUCCUAUGUUUCUAUAACUGAUGAUAUAAUCAAACUUUAUUUUGAAAGAAUUGUAACUAAGUUGCUCUUUUCUAUUUCGAUCGGUAGGAAAUGAUAUUAAAAAAAAGAAAUAGUAUGACCAUAAAGAAACAACCGAUAAUGUGAGGCAGCGAGAAAAUUUCUUCAACAAGUUUCUUAUACUUCGAGAAAAAAAAUAUUGCGAUUCCUAGCAAGAAAUCCUUUCAUGUUCUGGUCACAAAAGAUUAAAAAUGAAAUUUUUCCCCAUAAAUUUUCAGCGACUUUUGUUUGAUAUAUACUGGUCAAAAAAUGACAUCCAGAUCCGAAAGUUAUCAGUGAAUGUUAUCAGUAAAUCGUAUGAGGUAUAUGUAGAAUAGGUAGGCCUAGCGUCUGUCAAAUUCCCUUCUAUUCAGAUUAUUUUUUUGUUUUUUUAGCAAGGUGAAAGCAUGCUCAAGAAAAUUUUGGAAAUUUGCCGAAAAAAGCUGCGAAUUCGAAAAUAGGGCGCCAUGAGCGAUUCAAAUCAAAAAAAGAAUUUUUUUAAGAAAAAUCAAUUUAUGAAAAAAAUUUUGUUUGGAAAAACUUUAUUAAAUCCUAUCAUUUUUUUCGAUUUCGUCGUGUUUCAGCGUUUUUUUAAUAUUGUACAUAUAGCACAAGAUAACACUAAGAUAAUAAUUUCGUUGAAGAUUUUCUCUCAAAAGUUUUUUUCAAGGCUCAUGAUAUCAAUCUUUUUCUGCCCCUUCUGUAUAAAAUUCAGAUCAAAAUCUUGAAGAUCUGUGGAUAAACGACUUAUGAAUUUGAUUAAUUUUUUCAUCUUUAGGCUCUCUGUUGCUCGGACCUUACCCGAACCCAGAUCCACUAGGUCAACAAACGGUAGGGAGCUUGCAUACUUGCAGUUUGGAUCUUCGUUUCAGGAGUUUUUCGGACAACGUCCUUGGCGCGUCGGCAUUUCCGGCUUGGCGUCUCCGGAAAUUGAAGCGGGAGCCGUCAACGCCAUUAAGGUAUUUUUCUGUCGGAGAACCUCCUUCAUCAUUUUGGUCAGCAACGUCUUGUCGUCAACCACGCUGGCGUUAUUUCUCUUCUUUCUGCUGCCAUGACCCAUUUCAAGAAGUACAACUGCAUCCGCAUGCAAAAGAAAGUCAUGUGCGAGGUUUUCAUUUUUUAAAUAUUCACAAAAGAUACAUUAUCCGAAGUCUGAGGCCUUAUAAACAUUGAUUUUCCACUUUGAGCACAUUAGGUUUGUGCGUUCGACGAUUACUUUUACAUUUAAGAAAGUUUUUGUGGAAAAAAAUAAAUUUUGCUCAUAACUUGCGAGUUCCUCAAAUCGAAAAUUGAAAACUUGGAAGCAAAGACUGAAUUGCAUUCUCUGGCGGUUAUGGGAAGAAGCUUGAGUGGUACCGAGUAGGAAAAACAUCAAUUCUCAUACAGCUCUCGAAAUCGCUCCGACGUUUAUUAAUACGAAGAGAUUUAAGUUGCUUUUCAACUAAAGUGCACGUUAGAUGAUUUAAGUUCUCAAUAAAUAUAAUUUAUAUUUCCGUUACAGUCACCGGCGUUGUUUUGUUUCUCGUCUAAAAAAGUAAUCGGUGAUUUUGACAUUCAACUUAUUUGCAUUCUUGCAGUAUUACUUAACAUCUCAAAAAAAAAAACACUAAUCAUUAAACCACAAUUAUCCAGAUGGCAGACGUUUACUACGCAAACGGAGAUGUGAGCAAAGCGUUGCAGCUGUGGAGUUUGGUUGUAAGGGACUCUUCUUUGCCUUUUUCCUUACGCUCCCAUCUUCUUCACAAAGCCGCUUGUGCUGCGUUCGUUUCAGCGGCGGUCAAGGUUUCUUUUUCAAACUUGAAGGCGAAAAAGAAAAGAAAUUAGGAGUAUGCGUGGUGCUGCGUGCAGUUCAUGGCUUCCGGACAGCCGCGGUUCGAAAAAGCCUUUCAGGAGUUGAUCGCCGGCAGGAUUCCUGUUGCUCCUUUUGACGACAAUGAACUCAGUAAUCAACAGGUUUUAUAUUUAUCUCUUUUUCUAUGAAAUAAAAUAGAGACGUCGCAUGCUAAUACUCACAUUUUGUCACUCUAAAUUAUCUAUAGCAGUAGGUUGCGUAAAUGGGUUCCGAGCGUAAAAUAUAACUAUCGCGAGCGGACAAAAUAAUUAAAAAAAACUCCAUUUUAAAAGUUUCAGAUGUCGUCUUACAAGCAAAACUGGAGCAAAGUACUAACCGAGAGGCAGUUUUUCGUACUGCAGGCAUCUCGUAUCGAUUCCUUUCUUUUUGUCGAGGUUUUUGAGAAAAAAAAAAGUUUUUUGGAUCAUAUUUCUCCUCUAGGUAACUUUUCUAAGUUUUCAAGUCACUGAAGCCAAUUCGAGAGUUCCCGUUUGUAUCCGGUUGACCUCUUCCGCCAUGUCCCCGAUCCGGUAUGAGAUUUUUUCUAGAAUGAUUAAUUUUGAAAUUGGAGCUUCUGUUGGAAUAUUAUUUCAUUUACAGAUUGGCAGGGAUAAACGUGGCUUUUUCCAAAACUGAACAAGUGCAAAAUGGAGUUGAAAAAGUUGGAUUGGCGCCUCUGCGGCUGAGUGGAUUCCUUCUGCAGCCUAAAAUACCGACGGUUCGGAUGACGCUGCUCGAUUUGGGCCAAAUGCAGCAGGGCGAAGAAAUCACGGUCAGUAUUGUAACUCUGCAUUUUUUUUUAACAUGAAUCGUUCCAAUUAUUUCUUUUCACUUCAUUUGAAAGCUAUUUUUUUUCGCUAAUUUCGAGAGAAUUCUUUGGAGAAAUUAUUUCGACUGUGUGAAAUCCCAAACAAGGAUGUCAAGUUUUAUCUUUCGUUUUCAGGGCUUUUUCUUCUUCUAAGAUCUCUCUUUUGAAGGUGUCCUGCGUGAGUGUUGAACUGGGCGACCGUCACUCUCCCAUGUUCGGCCAAAUCGACUUCGACAACUCUUCGCUGAACCGACCAGGGCCUAUCGUCGCCUUGUCUUCACAUCGAUCCGUCUUGGGAGUUCCAUCUUUGAAGUGGGAGUUUGCGUGUUCAUUGAAUGGAUUUCCGUUCAGGGUCGGAGGUUUCAAGAGCGUUAUGGGACUGAAAGAAGCGGUCUCUAUCAAAUGCCUUAUAGGGGAAGUGGCAACUGCUAAAUUGCAGCUUUGCAAUUUGUCGAAGAGGAUUUUGAAAAGUGUCAAGUAUUUGUUUAUUUAUUGUAGUCGUUAGUACAAGACUUGAGGCUGGAAUUCAAGCGAAAUGAGCAAAGUCAGACGGAGGCGGCGGCCGUUCUCUUCGUAGACAAGGGCAAUGAACUCAAGUCGGAACUCGUGCUCGCUGUUGCGACCAACGUUUCUGCGCUUGACCAAGUUGGUCGUUUUUCGAUUUCCUUCAAAAAGUCUUCCAGGCGCUGGUCGACGUUCAGUUUUCUGCUCAACUUGUCGGUAGUUUCGAUUUGUCUCUGGAGGUAAUUAAUGAGGAUUGCAAGUAUUUAGAAAGAUGAAGAAAAAUAAAACUUAAGAAAUUAAUUAUUAAAAAUUCUUGAACUACGCUCCGUUUGAAUAUUUUUUUAAAGAUUCACGGCGUUGAAAAAUUUUUUUCUUGUCAGAACAUUUUUCUAUAAAUAGUUUUUUUCUGCACACAAAAGAAAAAAAGGAAAUUUAUAAACUCCCUUUUUUUAGCCCUUGGAAAUUUUGAAAAAUUUUUCAAUAAUAAAAAAAUAAAUGGAGAGAUCUUCAUUCUAAAAACUAAGUAAUUGAAAAACAUGUGCAAUCCAUACGUGUACUUUGAAGAUCUCAUUUUGAGAGGAAAAUUUUAUAAGCUCGGAAACGGGAACUUCGAUUAUUCAGCACUGAAUUUCAACAUUCUGAAAAGUUGGGGAUUCUGGUCCCGCCUUCCCUUUUUGCUCAUAAGAAAUGUUUGAGGUGAGCUACCUCGUGGAAGGAUCUUCUCAGAGAGAGACGGGAAAAGUGUUGGUGGCCGUCGAGGCCAAGGAGCCUUUCAGUGUCCGCAGCGCGAUUCUCAACAUGAACGUCUGUUCUCAGCUUCAUUGUUGAAAGUCUCGAAACUCUAAAGUUUCAGGGCAUCCCCAUGAUAUCGUUGUUGAACCAUUGCGAGCACGUCCUCAAAGUCGACAUCACUUCCGCUGCUGAUAUCGUUAUCACUAGCGUCGAGUUUCUACUGGUCAGAAAACUUCAUUUUUCAUUAGAAGACACAAAUUUUAAAAAAGCUUGGAAUACACAGAGAGGAAGCUCAACAAAAAGUCUUCUCAAACUCCAUCGUUUCAUACAUGGGAUGAGCAUGACUGGCGACAGCCAAGUCCCCUUUUUUUUUGUUAAUUUAUAGGAUGUGAAAGUUCUUUUUUUCCGAUCACUUUUAAUUUAAAAAUGCUUCUGCCAAUCAAUUGAACUUCACAAAACAAGUUUUUUUUUUUCAUAAGAUCAGACUAGUGCCGCCCAGCGCUCACCCUGAACAUUUUUUUUUCACGGUUUUUGCCAAGUCUCCUCCCCUUUUUCAGGCCCCACCGAGACUAUCCCAUGUAUGCAUCGUUCACAAGAAUAGUGGUAACAGGAACAAAAAAAGUUCUUUCAUAGAAAAACUUCCAGAAUUUUUUUCCUCUUUUCUAAAUACUUAAAGCUUUUUACUUAAAGUGUAGAAAAAUCAUAUUUCAAAAAAAAAUUAAUUCAAAAAAAAGAUAAACGUUGCUUUCUAACUUUUCGUGAAAACUAAAGGCUACAAAUGAAGUUUAUAUUUGCGAAGUCUACGUUCAAUUGUUGAAUAAUGGUUUUCUUUUAGUUCUGGGAACCUAGAAAAUUUGGGUGGUUGCGACUUUUCAAAAAAUUCCUGAGUUUAAUGUAGCGUAACUUUCCUUGUCAGCAACUCCAAAUUUGUGUACCCACAAAUUCCAUUUUAGGCUGACGUCGUAACUUUUCUCGACGCUUCCAAUGGCGGCAGUGGGACGAAUUUAGACGGUUUUCCAAAUCACUCUUGUAAUAAAAAAAAGAUUCUGAACCCAGACGAAGUCUUUGAGCAGGAAGUCAUCAGCUAUAAUGCUGUGAUCGCGGUUUCGACGGCGGACGAAGACGUCGAGACGCCGUUGGGUAGACUCGCCGUCGAGUGGAAACGGUGUGUCAAAGAGGAAUCUUAUCUUUAAUUAUCUUUCUGAAAAUUAUAUCGUUAUUAUAUAUAAAUUUGAUGAAAAAAAUAUAGAAAAAAAUUAUAAAAAAAUCUAUUGUUCAAAGUAGCGAAACUAGACUUUUCGCUUACCAAUCUUUGGCUUCUUUCAAAUAAUUUCUCAGAAUGUUUUUUUGAGCAAUUUAUUAAAUAGAAAAAGUGCUUAUUAAAAUUCAAACGGCUGUUUUCAUGAUCUAUUUGCCUUUUCUUUGAGUUUGCUCAAACACCUCGUAAAUAAGUCAACCGUCCUUAUCAGCAAAAAAAACGUGGAAUAGAAAACUUUGAAUGAAACCUUGAAGAGGACCUGAUCGAUGUUUUUUCCUUGUUAAAUGUUUCAGUAUUGAAAUGAGCUACUGUGAAGGAAUUUUAGUUCUAGUCCUAGAGGGUUUCAAUUUUCUAAAAUUUCCUGCGUUUCCAGUGCGGGCUCUGCGAACUCAGUGCGUUCGCUGCUGCCCUUGUGUCGCGUGGCGGUUCUCCCCUGCCCAAUCGGCCUAUCGGCUCGCGUUUUCUCUUCUCCGGCAGCAGUCCGUCAGCCGAUCGACGUCUGCUUCGAUCUACAGAACCAUUCCAACGAAGUUUCCUCUUCAAAAUCAACAUUUUUAUAUCAACUUCUCUUUUCAAGAGCAUCGAACUGACUGCGACUUUUGAACUAUCGGAAGUUUUCAUGUUCAACGGCGAAAAAAAGGUUACGUGUUGAAAAAAUUUCAAGAUAAAGAUAUUGUGUCUGCAACACUACUUGCAUUAAAUAGGAUAUUCUGGUUUUCUAUGAUCAAAAAUUGAUGAAACUGUCCUAAAAUAUACUUCAAUCACUCGAAAUUACUCAAUGCUCAACUUUUCGGAUAUUCCCAGGAACAAAAAGCAUUCGGGAAAAUUUUUUUUAUUUCCAAUGAAUUCUGAGAUUUUUCAGUCCUCUUUGGUGAUUCUGCCUGGAAGUGUGCGAAAAAUUCACAUCGUUGUGAUGGCCCUCAGUGCAGGUCGCCUGGCGUUUCCACGCAUCAACCUCAGGUUUUUCCUUUUUUUUUAUUUUAAUGAUUCGAAGCUCUCCGGAUAGCCUUAUUUCGUCCUUUUUUUUCCUAUUUGAAAAAACAGCCUAUUGAGAAGGUUCCAAAAAAAUAUUCUAAAAAUAAAAAUAUUUUUACUGACUCCUCAUCGCAACCUUGUGUUUCGUCAUUGAACUUUUUCAUGCCUUCUAUUUCACACCUUUUUUCUGAUUUUUCAUUGGAUUAUCACGAUUUCCUUCUCAAUGAACACCUGAAUUCCUCUUUUUUUAUUUUCAUCAGAAGUUAUGUUUUUUAAAGCUAGUCUGUUGAACGGAUCGGCUACUGUACUUGAUCGUUAAUGCUCAUUUUGCUUCUUACUUUUCUUGAGAGACUUUUGAAAAGAGCAAAGAAUCACAAUUGAUUUUGUAUGCUUCAGAUCGCCGCAAAUAGCCGAAUCCACACUUCAACACGUUCUUCGUACUCUUCCUGCCGCUAUUUUUGUUCUGGUGGGUCUGUAUGUCGUUUUCGCUAUCAUGUUUUCAUUCUUUCGAACACGAUAAAAAUUGUAAAUUAAAGUAGUUGAUUGAUGGUUCAGUUUUUUUUUGUAAUUUCGUAACAGAAGCCUCAUAUUGGACAAAAGAGUUAGUUUUGAGUCUUGACUUGCCGAGUGAGGUUCUUUUAUAUAAAUAAAAGUCAAAAAUUUUCAAAUUUCGAAAGCUGUCGAUUUUAAAAUAACGUGAAGCAAAUCAUAAGGUUAAUUUAUAAGCAACAUAAACACAUUCAGCUGGAUAUUUUUAAUAUUAAAAGUUUCUCAGUCUCAGCUGUUUGAGCCGUGACCUUUUUGGACCAGUUUCUUAGAAAAGGCAUCUUUAAAGAGCGAUCUAUCGUCGCCCACUCUCUAUUUCUACGCUGCCGCACGUGCGUGGAAAUAUAUCAUUGAGUAUCUCGUUUUCGACCAAGAAAUAUUUGCGGAUGUUGCGCGGGUUGUUGCCUGGACAGCUAAGAUCACGAACUCCAACUGCGCUCAAUCUGAAUUUCAAAACAACAGAGCGCGGUUUAUUCUCUGACUGACUCAUGGCAGCAGCGUUUUUAGCGGAAAAAAAUCAUCUGCACUGGAAAAUGAAUUUUUUUGUACCGCGUUGAAGAGAUUUUUCAGACAGUAACGGUUUCGAGUGAAUUAUCGUACAAUUCAAUCACGAAACUUUUUAGUCGAAAUUUCAUAGAAUUUUUUCAUUGUUGUGCUUCUUCAGAAAACGGAAUAUUGAAAAGAAUCCUCGAACGUUUUCUUUUUUUUUCUGCCCGCACUAAGCUCGGAAAUAAUUAAUGAAGUUAAUUUUCCAGCCGCGGUCGAAGGAACACUAA